Molecule: messenger RNA, 2352 nt
Organism: Schizosaccharomyces osmophilus
Lineage: Eukaryota; Fungi; Ascomycota; Schizosaccharomycetes; Schizosaccharomycetales; Schizosaccharomycetaceae
Gene: cul3
Product: cullin 3
Exons: 6
Coding region: 1-2352 (783 amino acids)
Biological process (GO): protein ubiquitination; ubiquitin-dependent protein catabolic process
Cellular component (GO): Cul3-RING ubiquitin ligase complex
Molecular function (GO): ubiquitin protein ligase binding
Source: RefSeq, a predicted model, not a curated record
AUGCAGCGUUCAUCGAAAGUAAAAAUUCGGGCGCCACGAAAAUUUACUUCAAAUCAAGUAGAUUUUAUAGCUCAUUGGGAUGUUUUGCAUAAUGCUGUGAAAGAUAUUUUCAACAAAAGUACAUCUCAACUCUCCUUCGAGGAGCUUUAUAGAAAUGCUUACACGCUAGUCCUUCACAAGCAUGGAGAGCGACUAUAUAGGAAUGUUAAGGAAGUAUUAAAGACAAGGUUGGAAAAUGAAGUAGCUCCCUCCAUAGCUGGAAGCUUUGGAUCUUUGUUAGAAACUGAAAAUUGGAGCUAUGUUAGAAACAGAGAUGAUUUUUCGCUAUCAAUGAGAAAGCGUGAAGCUGCAAUUUUGUUUUUGUCUAAUCUUGUGAAUGCAUGGAAAGAGCAUCUGGUGUCUAUGCAAAUGAUUUCGAGUGUAUUGAAGUACUUAGACAAAGUUUAUUCAAAAUCUUCAGGUGUUAUGCCUAUAUACGAUUCUGGUUUGAUGAUAUUUCGUGAUUCCGUACUUUUAAGUUCCCUUGAAAUUGGACAGAAAAGCGGAAUUUGUAUUCUUACUCUAGUAUUUUUGGAGCGAAUUGGUGAUUCAAUAAACCGCCCCUUGGUUAAUUCUUGUUUGGAUAUGCUAAACUCUCUUCCAUCUGAAUCUAAGAACGAGUCUUUGUACGAUGUUCUAUUUACUCCAAAAUUCUUAGAGAUGACUCGCAUGUUCUACCAAGGAGAAGCUCAGCAAAAUUUUGAAAUCUAUGAUGUUCUUGAAUAUCUUCAGAAGACCAAUUUAAGAUUGGAAGAAGAAAAAGAAAGAGCUCAAAAGUAUCUGUUCACAAAAGUCUCCUUUGCAUUGCUUUCCGUAGUGGAGAAGGAACUUUUAACAGAGCAAAUAGAUAACUUAUUGGCCAAGCCUAUCUCAGGCUUUUUCGCUAUGCUUGACUCCUAUAACUUAGAAGGGUUAUCUUCUAUUUACAAUAUGUUGUCCAUAGUAGAGUUGGGGAUCCCUUCGAUAAAAAAAUUCUUUGCCGCUUAUAUUUCUGAAAAAGGAAGAUUUAUAAAUGGCUCUUUGGCUUUAAACAAAGAAGAUCCACAGGGGAACUCACAGGUUGCAAAAGUUUCGACUGCUUCUUCAUGGGUGACGAAAGUAUUAGAAUUGUGGGAUAAACUUCGUGAAAUCGUGGUUAGAAGCAUGAAGGAAGACCGAUAUGUAAUGAACUCUCUUUCUGAUUCUUUUUCUAAUUUUAUAAAUGCGUAUUCAAGAGCUCCCGAAUUCACUUCUUUGUUCAUUGAUGAUAAUUUGAAGCGGGAUCUAAAAGGACGAUCUGAAGAAUCCGUGGAGAAGACGUUGCAAAAUUCAGUUGUUCUUUUCCGAUUUUUAUCUGAAAAAGACGUUUUCGAGAAAUACUAUAAAACCCAUUUGGCGAAAAGGCUUUUGAACAAUAGAUCCAUAUCGGAUGAUGCUGAAUUAAGUAUGAUCGGUCGUUUAAAGCAAGAAGCUGGCAAUGUAUUUACUCAAAAAUUGGAGGGAAUGUUCACGGAUAUGCGGUUGUCUAAAGAGUUACUACAUGAAUAUAAAGGGAAUUAUGAUCAAGAAUCUGGAAAGCCUCCGUUUGACCUAAAUGUGUCGGUAUUGGCUUCAUCCUUUUGGCCAAUUGACCUUGUUCCUGAAAAAAUUUCGUGCGAUUUUCCCGAGUAUUUGAAGCCUUCUAUCGACCACUUUUCGAACUUUUACUUUUCAAAACAUACUGGAAGAAAACUGAUAUGGUAUCCCUCAAUGGGAAGUGCUGAUGUUCGGGUGCAGUUUAAAAAACGAAAGCACGACCUUAAUGUGUCAACGAUAGCUGUUGUCAUCCUUUUACAAUUUCAAGCUUUGCCAGGAUCUGAAAGUUUGUCUUACGAAGAUCUACUUCAAAGAACAAAGAUAGAGCCAGGAGAUUUAAAACGCAACCUUCAAAGUCUUGCUUGCGCCAAAUACAAAAUCUUACUGAAGGAGCCAAAGAGUCGAGAUAUAAACGCUGGUGAUCGAUUCAUGUUUAAUGAUAACUUUACGUCGAAUAUGGCGAGACUAAAAAUAUCUACCAUUGCGCAAGUUCGUGUAGAAGACGAUGGUGAACGAAAGCGAACAAUGGAGAAGAUUGAUGAAUCCAGAAAGCACCAAGCGGAUGCCUGUAUAGUCCGAGUGAUGAAGGACCGGAAAACGCUUGAACACAAUCAAUUAGUGGCCGAAGUUACUCGUCAAUUGAGUUCUCGAUUUCAGCCAAAUCCUAUAAUGAUUAAACGUCGGAUCGAAGCUUUGAUUGAACGAGAAUACUUGCAACGAUCUGCAGAUAAUGGUCGAAUUUAUGAAUAUCUUGCAUAA